UUUGUUCCGCUGGUGUGACGUCACAGAGCGGCGGCGCGCUUCCGCGUCUGUCUGUCGGCUGAAGGAAGGUUUGUGGUUGUGUUUUCAUCGAUACAACGCGGCGAGUCUACUUUAAAGUUCAUACAAGCGCUCGUUGAAGUGGAACGGCAUGGCCGUGUGGGACGAGGCCGCUGAAGAUGUACUGAUCAGCUUGGUUCAGGAGAGGCCAGCUCUGUACAACACCAGCAAGUAUCGCUAUGACAACCGAGUGGCGAAAGAUAAGUUUUGGCGCGAGCUCGAAGCCAGGCUUGUUGUAUCAGAGAAAGAGCUCAGGAAAAGGUGGGUUUCUCUUCGAUCCCAGUAUGUGCAUUACAGAAGAUUAGUAACUUCAGGAAGCAGAGGAACACAGAUGACCUACAGACAGCAAUGGAUCCUGGACCGCCUGCAGUUUUUGGAGCCACACAUAGUAACAAAGGAGAGCACAUCCAAUCCAAAUAUCAGUGAUAGAAUGUCCAAACAAGAGGAGAAAAAGGAGAAUGAAGACUUGAAGAUUGAAAAAACAUUCAGAGUCAAACAUGAAGAUACUGAGAAACAAACAGACAUGAUCACACUGAGAGAGGGGAGUCAAGAAAUGAAUGUAGCAGAAGAGAAAGAUCGGUGUGAGAAACUUGAUUUCAUGACUGCAGGACAAGCCACUGAAACGACUUCCUCAGGAAACAGAGCUCAACCGUGUCCUUACAUAUGUGGUCAGUGUGGAAAGAGUUUUGGAACUAAAGUGAAAAUCUAUCAGCAUUUGAGAAUUCACUCAAAAAAGAACAAAUGUCAAGAGUGCAAAGAGAGUUUCCCAGACAGGCAACAGCUUAAGGAUCAUGUCAGAAUUCACCUGGGGAAAAAGCGUUUCAUGUGCAAUCUCUGUGGAAAGAGUUGCUUAAGAAAAGAAGAGCUCAAGUUACACUUGAGAAUUCACAUCGGAAUAAAGCCUUACAGCUGUUCUCAGUGUGGAAAGAGAUAUACUCAAAAACAUCACAUUAAAAUCCACAUGAGAAUUCACACUGGAGAGAAGCCUUUCACUUGCACUCAGUGUGGAAAGAGUUUUACAUCUAAAGAACUCCUUAAAAGCCACAUGAGAGUUCACACUAGAGAAAAGCCUUUCCCCUGCCCUCUCUGUGGAAAACAUUUAUCUAAGAAAGCCAGCCUUAAAAUCCACAUGAGACUUCACACUGGAGAAAGACCUUACAAAUGUCUUUGGUGUGAGAAGAGUUUCACCUAUCCACAAGAACUGAAAGAUCAUUUGCGAACUCAUUCUCGAAAGGAAUUCCUGUGAUGCUCAGUGUUACAAGAUAAGGAGGAUUCAGAAAUAACCUGCAAGUUAUUCACUGUGGAGGAGUACGUCUAUUUAUUUUUAAAGUCAUCAAACUUCAAACAAAAAUAAAACAUUUACAACAAAGCUACAACACCAUCAACAGCAUCCCACAUCCAGUUCAGCAUAGCUGUGUUUUUGAAAGACGCACAGUUCCCCCUCGCCCAACUAUGGGGCCAUCUGUAGCAACGAGAGAUGCAUAGUCUUAUUAGACAACAACAGUCCAUGAUGACAAUACUGGUGCGCCUGUGACUUUAAGAGGGUGCUGGUACACAUCACUUAACUUCUUUAUCUGAAGGACACAUUUGCAUGCAGGCCUGGAGCGUGGCAGUAAGAUGCAGUGUCUCAUUCUCCUUCUCACGGAAACAUGGAUACACUCAGUGAGCAUUCCCAUUCAAAAGAAAACAUCUCAGGUUCUGUGUCUGCUGGACAGCACCUUUAACCCCUUAAACUCUUUAGGCUUUUUGUGGAUUUCUGCCUGGAAAAAAAACGUAUCUAAACCUGAAGGCUGCUCUUACCCACACACAUAGAUGCAACAGUAUUGGUGUCAUUUUAAAGGAGACCCUUUUAGAAAAUAAAACCAAAUGUAAAAUGUAAUAAAUGUUGUAUGUGUUCAAAAUAUCAAAAUAAACACAAAAAUAGGUGCUUUUGUUUUGAAAGUGUAUAAAUCAGGCACUGUGCUUCA
Molecule: messenger RNA, 2024 nt
Organism: Cyprinus carpio (common carp)
Lineage: Eukaryota; Metazoa; Chordata; Actinopteri; Cypriniformes; Cyprinidae
Biological process (GO): regulation of transcription by RNA polymerase II
Molecular function (GO): RNA polymerase II cis-regulatory region sequence-specific DNA binding; DNA-binding transcription factor activity
Source: RefSeq, a predicted model, not a curated record